CCCUCCGUGCGCCACGGCGUUUCCUUCGUAAUGGGCUUCUCCUCCGCAUCUCCGAGGAACGGCGAUUGGUGAGGCUUUCUCCUCGCAUCUCCGAGAAGGGCGCAAACAAUCGAACAGGAAGGGGGCGUGACCUGAAACCCUAACCGAUCGAUCGGAGAUGGCGGCCAACCCUUGCGUUUUCUUCGACAUGGCCGUCGGCGGCGCGCCGGUGGGGCGGAUCGUGAUGGAGCUGUAUGCGGACGUGACGCCGAAGACGGCAGAGAACUUCCGGGCGCUGUGCACGGGCGAGAAGGGAGUGGGGCGCUCCGGGAAGCCCCUCCACUACAAGGGCUCCACCUUCCACCGUGUGAUCCCGGGGUUCAUGUGCCAGGGCGGCGACUUCACCUGCGGCAACGGCACCGGCGGGGAGUCGAUCUACGGCGAGAAGUUCGCGGACGAGAACUUCGUAAAGAAGCACACGGGUCCGGGGGUGCUGUCUAUGGCGAACGCCGGGAAGAAUACCAACGGAUCGCAGUUCUUCGUCUGCACCGCCCAGACCUCGUGGCUGGACGGCAAGCACGUGGUGUUCGGCCGCGUGGUGGAGGGGAUGGACGUGGUGAAGAGCAUCGAGGCGGUGGGCUCCCACAGCGGCUCCACCAAGAAGCCGGUCGUCGUCGCCGACUGCGGGCAGCUGUCUUAGAUCGCAAGCACACGUCGAUCUACCUGCUCUACACUGUUUCGUGGUGGUCGUUGAAAUAAUCGAUGGAUCAUGUGUUGUCGUCGCGUGUUAUCGUCGCCAAGUUAGGUUUCGUAUCGUUACUAUCAUAUCUUCAUCGUCGUCGUCGUCAUCGGUGUCUGUGUCGAGUUCAAAACCUAUAUACAUGUCAUCACCGAUCAAUAAAAUAGGAAGCUAAUACGGAUGCCGAGUUCAUCGCC
Messenger RNA from Musa acuminata subsp. malaccensis (wild Malaysian banana), 915 nucleotides. RefSeq names its product peptidyl-prolyl cis-trans isomerase. Gene Ontology annotation, biological process: protein folding; protein peptidyl-prolyl isomerization. Gene Ontology annotation, molecular function: peptidyl-prolyl cis-trans isomerase activity. Lineage: Eukaryota; Viridiplantae; Streptophyta; Magnoliopsida; Zingiberales; Musaceae. The record is from RefSeq and is a predicted model, not a curated record.